AUGUCAAAGACGUCGGGGAGUAGUAAGGCUGAUCUGGUCGCGGAUCAAUCGCUGAGCAGGCAUUUAUUAUUCGUCUUUGCGGUCGUCGCGGGUAUUCGGUCACUGUGCGCGCGGUUUAGUAUUAUACCCGACUGCGACGAAGUAUUUAAUUAUUGGGAACCCACUCACUACUUGACUCAUGGGUUCGGUCUGGAGACGUGGGAAUACUCGCCAGUGUACGCGAUCCGGAGCUGGAGCUACGCGUGGAUCCACGCCGUUCUUGUCAAUCUCUGUCGGCUGAUUGGAUUUUCGGAGGCCGGUCUCUUCUUCGCUCUGCGAGCAGUUUUAGGAACGUUCUGUGCAUUCUGUGAAGUCCAGCUCUACGGAUCGCUAUUACGAAACGUGUCCCAAUCCGCUGCGCAAUGGUUCAUUUUCUUCUCUCUCACCGCAACCGGGAUGUUCCAUGCCUCAGUGACAUAUCUCCCGUCAUCUUUCUCAAUGUAUUUCACAAUGCUUGCGUAUUCCAAGAUCCUGGAACCCGAAAGCCUGCACUCUCCUGGACCGGCUAUUCUCAUGUUUUCCGUCAGCGCGGUUCUAGGCUGGCCUUUCUCUGUCGCGGUCGCGAUUCCAUUCUUUAGCGAAAUCUUGCGUGAGCUGGUCUCGGACCCAGCGAGAUGGAAGAUCGCGCUGCGAAUCGUCAAAGCGGGGCUUUUGGCUCUGACGCUGCUUGCCGGAGUGGUCGCGUUCGAUUCGUACGCUUUUCAAAAAUUACAGAUUGUACCACUCAAUAUCGUGCUUUACAACGUUCUGGGAACCGACGAGACCGGCCCUGAGAUUUUUGGCACCGAGAAAUGGACUUACUAUGUGUUUAAUUUGCUGCUCAACUUUAAUGUUGUCGUUCUGUUUGCAAUUUUGUCAGCUGCUGUCAUGGUAAAUAUGACGUUCUUAUACAGUUCCUUGUCUACGACCAAAAUCAUCACAAUUCUAUCGCCUCUUUUCCUUUGGUCAAUAAUAUUUUUCAGACAACCCCACAAAGAAGAGCGGUUUUUUUACGUUGUAUACCCGUUAAUAUGCAUGAAUGCCGCGAUCUUCGUCGACUCGUUUAUAGUACUGGGCAAGCGCUUGUUUGAGAUCAUAGAGGUGCCCGCUUCCACGAUCAGAGCGCUGGACUAUAUUGUUCAUAUCGAGGUCGUGGCGUUGGUUACUUUGAUUGCGUUUUCGAGAAUUGCUGCGCUGCACUCGUUUUACUUUGCUCCGCUUGAGGUAUACGGCGCUCUAUUUGACGAAAAUGCAAAACUCGGGUCUCAGGACAGUGACAUACUAAAUGUAUGCGUCGGGCGUGAAUGGUACCGGUAUCCGUCGUCCUACUUCCUUCCUGAGAAUAUGAGACUGAAGUUUAUACAAAGUGACUUUGACGGAAUGCUGCCGACAGAAUUCGUGGGCGAGUCCUGGCUUGACGGGGCGUCGCGCGUGCCAGCCGGCCUGAACAACGUCAACAAGCAGGAGCUGUCGUUCUACGUCCCAGUAAGCGAGUGCGACUAUCUCGUAGACUCGAACUUUACAGUUUCUGAUGUCGAAGGAACGCACGAGCAGCAGUACGUUGCCGACACGGAAUGGUGGCAGGUGGUGAACUGCUCGCGACUGUUGGAUAAUGACCAAAGUAGUUUGCUGGCACGGAUAUUCAAGCUGCCGGAGGCGGCCGAGGGGAUGAUCCUGGAAACGCCAUUGUAUCAUAGGACGUGGGUGUCGUACUGUUUACUGAAGUCUGUUAAGAGGUAA
This is a messenger RNA of Myxozyma melibiosi, 1758 nucleotides long. Its product is annotated as Alg9-like mannosyltransferase family-domain-containing protein. Bases 1 to 1758 code for a protein of 585 amino acids. The record is from RefSeq and is a predicted model, not a curated record. The transcript is spliced from 4 exons. Gene Ontology annotation, biological process: protein N-linked glycosylation. Gene Ontology annotation, cellular component: endoplasmic reticulum membrane. Gene Ontology annotation, molecular function: alpha-1,2-mannosyltransferase activity. NCBI's taxonomy places the organism in Eukaryota, Fungi, Ascomycota, Lipomycetes, Lipomycetales, Lipomycetaceae.